This is a messenger RNA of Sipha flava (yellow sugarcane aphid), 376 nucleotides long. RefSeq lists its product as uncharacterized. The transcript has 2 exons. Bases 62 to 376 code for a protein of 104 amino acids. Lineage: Eukaryota; Metazoa; Arthropoda; Insecta; Hemiptera; Aphididae. Gene Ontology annotation, molecular function: protein dimerization activity. The record is from RefSeq and is a predicted model, not a curated record.
AUUUUUUAUAGAUCAUUAUCAAGGGUUAUUGGAUUUAUCAAAAAUUAAUAUUCAGUCAGAGAUGACCGUGGCAAAAAACAGCAUCUUGCAAUCAGGAAAUGAAAUAAAUUAUGAAACAAUAAAACAAAAUAUCUCUAAAACAGUGUUUCCUAACUUAUACAAACUAUUACAGGUGGCCAUAACAAUACCAAUCAGUUCGGCUACAUGUGAACGAAGCUUUUCUGCAAUGCGCAAAGUUAAAUGGCUACGCACGAGUAUGCUGCAAGAAAAAUUUAAUAACUCUUCAAUAUUAUAUAUUGAAAAAGAUAUCAAUACUGAUAUUGAGAACGUUAUUGAUAUAUUUGCAAAUAAAAAUAGAUUUAUUGUAUUAAAAUAA